AUGUCUUCGAACCGACGCGGCGCGUUGAGGAACUCGGCUGCGCCGCCGGCGCUGGCGAGGGUCAGCACCAGGAGAGGAAAAGACAGUGGGGAGGAAGAAGAAGGAGGAGGAGGAGGAGGAGGAGGUUCGGAGAUGGAAGUCGAGGUCGACGACGACGGCACGAGUCGGUUAAGGCGGAACGAGGAGAAUUUGAAGAAGAGCAUGGCUAUCGAUGUUGGCCUCCGCAAAGGACAAAGACAAAAACGUCUGGAGAGGGAGUUUGAAAGUCAGUUCCGAGAGCUCGAGGCUCAGAUUGACGAGAGGGUGGAGAAGCAUGAGCAAGACGCGAAGCGCAUCCAAGACGAUUUCGUGGCCAGACUGCUCGCCUUGAUUGAGAGGAAGGCAGACGUUGAGAAACGAAUCAUCCAUGCAGUCCAAGACCUCGCCACGGCGCAUGAGACGAUCAAGGAAGAGUUUGAAGCCAUUCUGGAAGGGCGGCUGGUGGAUGUCCUUGAGGCUAUGAAUGGCUUGCACGAAGCCCAGGAGAAGGCGAGUGCGAGGCCGUACUGA
Molecule: messenger RNA, 549 nt
Organism: Cladophialophora bantiana CBS 173.52
Lineage: Eukaryota; Fungi; Ascomycota; Eurotiomycetes; Chaetothyriales; Herpotrichiellaceae
Exons: 3
Coding region: 1-549 (182 amino acids)
Source: RefSeq, a predicted model, not a curated record